UCCGCAAGAUUGUACGAUCGUGAAUAUUCAAGAAACGAACCAAUAUAAACUACAGCAGCUGUAUUAUUGCUUCUCAAAGGCUCAUGAAUGAGAAAGAAGUUGUUCGAUAGUUUUAUACAAUAAUGACUACGCCGUUGAAGGCUAACAUUUCUCGGGGGAAUCCUGACAAAGUCUUCGAACUGGUUGAGAAAAUUGGAGGAGGGACGUAUGGCGAUGUAUUUAAGGCACGAGUGAUUGCCACUGGUGAGCUUGCCGCUGUCAAGGUUGUGAAAGUUGAACCAGGAGAUGAUUUUGCUCUCAUCCAACAAGAGAUUGCCAUGAUGCAACAAUGCCAACACGGCAAUAUAAUCAAAUAUAUUGGAAGCUACAUGAGGAGGGAAAAGUUAUGGAUUGCCAUGGAGUUUUGUGGUGGUGGUUCGUUGCAAGAUAUAUAUUGUGUCACAGGGCCUUGUUCGGAGCCUCAAAUAUCAUAUGUGACCACUGAAACUCUUAAGGGUUUAGCUUAUCUKCAUAAUAAAAAUUUGAUGCAUCGAGAUAUAAAGGGUGCAAAUAUUCUUUUGACAACAAGUGGCGAUGUUAAACUAGCUGACUUUGGCAUAUCUGCCAGAAUAACUGAAACUAUGAAAAAAAGAAAUUCAUUUAUUGGUACUCCAUACUGGAUGGCACCAGAAAUGGCUGCUGUUGAAAGGACUGGUGGAUAUGAUCUCAAGUGUGAUAUAUGGGCAGUUGGUAUAACAGUUAUAGAAUGUGCUGAAUUACAGCCUCCAAUGUUYGACCUUCAUCCUAUGAGGGCAUUGUAUGUAAUAGGAAAAAAGAAUUUUGUCCCACCAACACUAAAGGACAAAGAGAAAUGGUCAGCAGAAAUGCAUCAUUUUAUUAAAGCAGCAUUAGUCAAGAAUCCCAAGAGAAGACCCAAUGCUGAUAAAAUGCUUACUCAUCCUUUCUGUUGUCGUCAUCUCACAAAAGCUGUUAUACAAGAUUUAUUGGACAAGUACACUUCACAAGUUAAUGAGAGAACUUUUCCACAUGAUGACUCAGAUGAAGAAGAAGUUAUUGAUGAGAAUGUUAGGGUUGCAACAAGAAUACGGUCUACCAAAARUUCCCAUUCAUCAAAAAAUAUGUCUGAUGAAAUGUUAAAUGGUGUUCAAGUGGAGCCAAUGGCAAAGCGAGAAACAAAAAGACAUUUUGAAAGCCCUGGAGUGGAAGAUAAUGGGACAAUGAGGGCUGCAAGCGAUUCAGGUACAUUCAAAGCAAAAGGUGUUGAUGAAGAUGAUGAUAUGCCUCCUCCAUUACCGCCCAAAGAAAGCAAAGAUCAUUACCAGGUUCCUAGAGCAAGUAUGAAACCACCACCACCACCGAAACCAGAUCACCUUAAAGUAGCCAGAAGUGUCAGUGAGCCACCCAAAGUACCACCCCCUAGYAUGCCACCACCACCGCGACCCCCCAUAGGUAAAGUAAAUAAUGGAAUYCCAUCUCCUCAUCCAAGACCUAAACAUGUAGUUACAACUUGCUUUUCAAAGAUCUUCAAUGAGUGUCCAGUUCACAUACAUUGUACAGCAACCUGGAUAAACUCUGCUACUAGAAAUAAGCACAUUCUGAUUGGUGCAGAUGAAGGAAUAUACUCCUUGAACAUUACUGAUCAAGUUCAUGAUAUAGAGAUGGAACAGAUAAGUUCUAAGAAAUGCACAUGGCUUGCAGUAAUAGAAAACAUCAUGGUCUCUAUAACAGGUACUCCGCCUUGUGUCUCGAUGCAUAACUUAGUCUCUUUACAUGAUAAACAACAUCAGUCAUUCUUGAACACCAUGACAAGAGGUGUUGGUUUCACGCAAAGAAUCCCAGAAUCAAGAGGAUGUACAAAAUGUUGUAUUGUUAAUAAUCCUUAUAACAAUCAGUUGUACCUGUGCACCGCAUUACCUAAUAAUAUUUUACUGAUGCAGUGGUAUGAACCACUMGGGAAGUUCAUGAAAGUUAACAUGUAUGAAGUUAACCUCCCCUCCCCUAUCACAUUGUUUGAGACGUUAAUUGUACCUGAUAUGGACUACCCUCUAAUUGUAGUUGGAGUGCGGGAAAAUGCUGAUAGGACAUUGGCUUUCGACUCUGUUAACCUCAACACGACUUCCAAUUGGUUCACAGAACACAAAGAAGGGAAAAAGUUGAACGUCGAUCAUUUUGACCAGCUGGAAAAAGAGACCAUCCUCAUCUGUGCAGAAAAUUCCAUAAAGUUCGUCAAUUUGGAAGGAAAACCAAAGCAAACGAAACGUGGUGUGGCAGAAAUACGUUUUGACAUUAAACCGGAGUCAGUCGUUUGUUUACAAGGCAGUGUGCUAGGAUUCCACAAGCAUGGUUUACAAGGAAGAAGUUUACUCACAGGACAGAUAAGCGUUGAGAUGAACGAUCAAAAGAGAUUAUUCAGGCUUCUUGGUGCAGACAGUAUAGCAGUAGUUGAAAGCAGAUCUACCAAUGAUCCUGAUGGUCCAUGUAAUCUAUACAUCCUGGCAAGUGCACCCAAGCAAAGAUGAACUCAUUUGUACCAAUUUAUAACCAUUGUAUAUUGAAAGCAAGACUAUGUAAUACCCAUAAAUAGUCUGACUUGGAACAACUUGAUUUCUUCACUUGAUAAAGACAUUAAUAUAACAAUGUAAGGUUGAACUGGAGAAGCUCAUACCUUAGUACAAUACCGCCUACAAAAUGGUUAACAAAGAUCAGUUUUAAAACGGAAMGUUUUGUCUCGCCCUGUGUAGAGGAGGAGAAAUGACAUGUUGACAAAUUACUGUGCAAAGUUCUCAUUUAGUAACUUGGUUAUGGAAGUCUGGAAGUUGUCGCUUCCAUGGUUUUCACAAAGCUGCCAAGUGAAGCCACGUCCGUUUUUUGAGCGRAAAGUUGAUAAUAGAAAAAAUCGUUUUGUAAUUUGACUGAAAUAGUUUAUGRCUAGAAGCAAUAACGUUGAAAAUGAUUGUUGUGUAUUUUGACCCAGUGCUCACAAUCCACUCAUCGCCAUAUGACGUCAUAGAUGUAAUUAUAAGUUGAUGAAAUGUUAUUUUUGGAAAUCUUAUACACAUAGCACUAUAGUUGUUGAUAAAAGUCUAAAUUUUGUAAAAAAAAAGUAAAAGAAAAAUAAUGAUUGCACUAAAUGAAAUUUUUUUCUGAGUAAACAGAAAUAAAAUGUUUAAUUGAA
Exaiptasia diaphana is the source of this 3175-nucleotide messenger RNA. RefSeq names its product mitogen-activated protein kinase kinase kinase kinase 3. The record is from RefSeq and is a predicted model, not a curated record. Gene Ontology annotation, molecular function: MAP kinase kinase kinase kinase activity; ATP binding. The coding region runs from base 123 to 2519 and encodes 798 amino acids. Gene Ontology annotation, biological process: protein phosphorylation. NCBI's taxonomy places the organism in Eukaryota, Metazoa, Cnidaria, Anthozoa, Actiniaria, Aiptasiidae. The transcript has 30 exons.